AUGACAGAAGCGCAGCUAUGGCAAUGUGUUGCCAAGGUGCCACUCAGCCUGUGCACUGGUCCUCGAGGGAGAGGUGACCAGAUUGCACGCAUUGAUUUUGGAGAGCUGGUGACUUUCACCUCCUUUCCCAAACGCAGUGUUACUGCCUCCGACCUACUGGCCCAUGGAUACUUGCGAUGCCGCAAAGUUGGGAAGGAUGGCCAAGAGAGCUCCCAGCAAGGUUGGGUCUGCUGCAACUCCACAAGCGGCGUGCACUUUGUUUUGUGCAGUGCUGACGAGCAACACGACCAGGCCACCAUGACUCCCCAACUUCCUGUUUCUGCACGCCGCAGUGGGUUCAGGAGCCCCGUCCAGAAUCACUGGCUCAAUGCCUUGCUGCGCUUGCGAGCUCCUUCUUCUGCUCAACUGAAGGAUGCGGUUGGUUUCCGUAUGGUGCUUGGUGGGCUGCGUGGGAAAUUUAGAGGAAUCGUAGUUUGUGAUGCAAUGGCCGGCUAUGGUAUGGCGGCAAGGCCGUGCUUUGACAGGGUGGCCCAAAAAUGGCUGUCCGACACUUUCGCAGAAGAUGCAGAUGUGAUUUCAAGUUUGGAAUUGGCGGGUUUACUGGAGAAGCGGAGCAUUGAGGACCGGCACCGGCUGGUUUUGCUCCUGGUCCAGGAGCCCCAUGUUUGGGCAGCGCGGGCACUGCUUGGGGGCUUCUACGGAGCCUCCUUGGUGCAGUGGAAAGAGGGCGGCCGAGAGCUGGAAUUCUCGAGUUCUGACGCCGCAGACUUGCAAAGUUGGUUGAAAGGGCCGCUGGAGUGUGCGGGCAACGUUCAUUUGGAUGGGCUAAUGUCACUCUGGUCCUGGUUUGCUCAAGAUUUGGCAAAAGCGGCUGCUGCGCCUGCCUAUUGUCAUGUGGCCAUUUGCCGUGUGGAGGACUUGGGAACUUAUACGCAUGGCAUUUGCCGGGCUGUUAUCGAAUAUGUCAACCCUUUGCAAUUCAUGGAGGAUGCUGUGGUUGGUGCGUGUUCUCUCGACUUGCAGCUCUCGGGUGCCAUCCCUCCAGUCACAGAGUUGCGCCGCAACGAUGCCGCUGGCGCUGCAGCGAUAGUUCUCAGUGAGCGCCGUGCAGCAAACGAGCUCAUUGCCAAGAAUCGUCAGCAGGCUGUGGUGCAUGAAGCACGGCAGAUUCGUUCUGCGCAGUGGAAAUUGCAAAGUGUGCGUCCGACCUCAAUGGACAGCACCCGUGACGGGUCACCCUUUCACAUGCAUAACCAUAGCCCAUGGUCAGACACCUCAGAUGGGGAUGGGCUCUCUUCCAAUGUUACCCCGCGUCCUGGCGCAGAGUCUUCGUUAGCGCAGACAGAGCGGUCGAGAACCGCUCCUUCGCUGCCCCUUGGGAAAGCUUUUGAAGACAUGCUUGCCAACUACUAUAGGACGCAUGAAGAGAUUCAGGAUGCCGAGUUUGCUGCGGCGCAGAAAGCUCGCCGUGAGGAAUCAGAACAGCUGCAACGUGAACAUGUUCGCCGAGAACAUUUUGAAAUGCAGCACCGCAAGCGGGAAUUUGCGAUAGUCCAUGAACUACAUCGGCGGGAACGGCGCCGGGUCUUCGAUGAUACCCGGGCUGUGCUCGUGACCGACCGACUUGCAGAAGAACAACGGAAAUUGCGCUUUGAGCAGCACCUGCGAAAGGAAGCAGCUAAGGAGCAGCGGGAAGAGCGCAGAGCACGCAGGGCAAAAUAUGAAUCUCACUUUGACUUUAUUCUCAGUCAAGAAGCUUUGGAUCGAGCAUGCAAUAAGGCAGAUAUGCAAAAGCACUGGCAGACCCAGCGUGCUCAAACAAAGGAGAGGGUUGAACAUCGCAAAGAUAAGUGGACGAAGCGGUCUGGGCAGCUACGGGCCCGAAGGCUGUUCCAACAAGAGCAAAAGAGGCUGUGCAGCCGUGAGCAGGAAAGGCAACACGCAUACAAUGCGGCAAAGCAGAGGGCUGCGCAUGAGAAGGAGCUGGUGCAACGUCAGGAAAAUGUGCACUUGCACCAUGUACUCAAAACCAUCGUUCGCGAAAUCCAGAAGGAACGAAAAGAACUAAAAGACGGCAAAAAGCCAGUUGUCACUGUAGUCAGAGCUGAUGAACCUGCUGCGCCAGGAAGCAGUCGAGAGAACGGGCCACUGUCUCACCAAUCGAACGAUGUGAUAACCUCAUUAAAUGAUGAGGUAUGUGCUGUCCUGGGCAUUGAGCCCGAUGGAGGCACAAUCACUCGUCAGCAGGAAGUUCGCAAUCCGCAACCGUGA
Molecule: messenger RNA, 2271 nt
Organism: Durusdinium trenchii
Lineage: Eukaryota; Dinophyceae; Suessiales; Symbiodiniaceae
Source: the annotation of a GenBank genome assembly